Molecule: messenger RNA, 1624 nt
Organism: Chaetomium strumarium
Lineage: Eukaryota; Fungi; Ascomycota; Sordariomycetes; Sordariales; Chaetomiaceae
Product: putative acid phosphatase
Exons: 3
Coding region: 50-1531 (493 amino acids)
Molecular function (GO): metal ion binding; acid phosphatase activity
Source: RefSeq, a predicted model, not a curated record
CUUUCAUUUGUCGCUAGUCUACUACAGUUGGAUACUUUUGGUGAACAUCAUGGCGCUGUCUUCUCACAUUCUCCAGAUACUGUCCCUCCUCUUUGGGCUCGCAGUUGCUGCCGACUAUCCUGGCAUUCCCAAGGACCUUACAACACCAGUACAACAACGUAUUGCCUUCAAGGGCCCCAACUCCAUCUCAGUGAGUUGGAACACUUACGGACAGCUCAACGAAGCGUGUGUCCAGUAUGGAAAGUCCGCUAGCAGCCUGACGUCCCAAGCGUGCUCGACGCAGUCCGUAAAGUACGGGACCUCUCGGACAUGGGCACACUCUGUGACUCUGACCGGGCUUGAUGCUGCCACGACGUACUACUACAAGAUCAACUCGACCAACUCCACUGCCAACCAAUUCGUAACGGCGCGCGCUCCCGGAGACAAGACCAGUUUUGCCCUGGCCGUGGUAGCUGAUCUCGGUGUCUACGGAGCAGACGGCUACACCACCACCCGCAAACGCGAGAUCCCCUACAUCGAGCCCGCCUUGAACCACACGACGAUCGGAGCGCUAGCCUGCACCAUCGACGCCUACGAGUUCGUGCUGCACCCGGGCGACUUCGCCUACGCAGACGACUGGUUCCUGAAGCCCAAGAACCUGCUCGACGGCAAGAACGCCUACGCGGCCAUUCUCGAAAACUUUUACCAGCAACUCGCCCCGAUCGCCGGCCGCAAGCCGUACAUGGCAUCGCCGGGGAACCACGAAGCCGCAUGCACCGAGAUCCCCUUCACCAGCGGUCUCUGCCCGGAGGGGCAACGGAACUUCACGGACUUCCUGACGCGCUUCGGCGGCGGCCUGCUGCCGACGGCUUUCCCCUCCGCCUCCCAAAACGCCACGGCGCAGCGGUACGCCGCCACGGCCGCCUCGCUCGCCCGCCCGCCCUUCUGGUACUCGUUCGAGUACGGCAUGGUCCACGUCGUGAUGAUCGACACCGAGACCGACUUCCCCGCGGCGCCGGACGGCCCCGACGGCUCGGCGGGGCUGGGUGCGGGACCGUUCGGUAGCUCUCCCGCGCAGCAGGUGCAGUUCCUGGAGGCCGAUCUGGCGUCGGUCGACCGCAGCGUGACGCCCUGGGUGAUUGUUGCGGGCCACAGGCCGUGGUAUACCACGGGUGGCAGCGGGAGCAGAUGCGAGCCGUGCCAGAGGGCGUUCGAGCCGCUGCUGUACCGGUACGGCGUCGACCUCGGCGUCUUUGGCCACGUGCACAACAGCCAGCGGUUCAGUCCCGUGUAUAAUGGGACUGCGAACCCCAAGGCGCCGGCGUACAUUGUUGCGGGCGGGGCGGGGAAUAUCGAGGGGUUGAGCGCGGUAGGCGCCAACUAUUCGACGAAUGUGUUUGCGUAUGCGGACGAUUUCAGCUAUGCCACGUUGCGGUUCCGAGAUGCGAAUCGUUUGCAGGUCGACUUUGUGAGGAGUAAGACGGGGGAGGUUCUGGAGUCCAGCGUGCUGUACAGGGAACGCGGUGUUGAUUUUGUCAGGAACUCCAGCUAGGAGUUAAUGGCGUCUUGUCUGGGGGCGGCGUCAGCAGUUCACCGUUGGAAGCAGUACUAGAGUAGUAGUAGAUAGGCCUUUCCAAAGGCAAGC